AUGGAGACCUUCUCUCUGCUGCUACUCAGCCUGGGGUUGGUUCUUGCAGGAGCUUCAGAAAGCAUAAUGAAGAUAAUUAAAGAAGAGUUUUCAGAGGAAGAGAUGCAAUAUGACAUGGCAAAAAGCGACCAAGGAAAACAGACUAUUGAGGUACUAGUGAACUGGACUCUGUUAUAUAAAAAUACCAGCCUCAGCAUGUCCAAGGAUAUUAUGUCUUCCUCCUUACUGACAUUCAGAAGAUUACAUUAUAGCUUUCCCAAGGGAAAUGGCCCAGGUAAUGACAAAGACUAUUGCAAUGACAUGGUGGUCUGGAGAAAAGUUUCAGAAGCUAAUGGGUCAUGCAAGUUGAGCAAUAACUUCAUCCAUGGCUCCAUGGAAGUGAUCCACAGGGCUCCCAAAGCCCCCAGCUGCAAAUGUGGACAGAAUCCUGGCAUAAGCGGCUCUGAGAGCCCAGAAGCGGAGACGACUAUGUGUCAGCUCACUACAGGCAAACAAUUCCCCAGGUGUCAAUACCACAGUGUUACCUCGUUAAAGAAAAUAUUGGCAGUACUGACAGGUCAUUCUCUGAUGAGCUGGUUAGUUAGUGGCUCUAAGUUGUAA
Diceros bicornis minor is the source of this 600-nucleotide messenger RNA. It is a transcript of the gene RNASE11, whose product is annotated as ribonuclease A family member 11 (inactive). The coding region runs from base 1 to 600 and encodes 199 amino acids. NCBI's taxonomy places the organism in Eukaryota, Metazoa, Chordata, Mammalia, Perissodactyla, Rhinocerotidae. The transcript has a single exon. Gene Ontology annotation, molecular function: nucleic acid binding. The record is from RefSeq and is a predicted model, not a curated record.